AUUUUCCGCUAACGUCUGACGUUUACCUUAAAGCGAAAGGGAAUUCUGAGUUGUUCGUGGUGGUCACGAUGAUGUUGACACACUAUUUAUAGUUGGCAGAGGUUUGCUGCUGUCACCAAGGCAGGUUCUCGCAUCUAGAAAUAAAUUAUGGGACUUCUGCAGCAACUGUAUCUGCUCUGUUGGAAGAAUUUCACCCUCCGCCGACGCCACAAGAUUCAACAAAUUAUAGAAUUGGUAUGGCCACUUCUGAUAUUUUUAAUUCUGGUCUGGGUCAGAGGUCGUCAACCACCAGAACACAUGCAUGCAUGUCAUUAUAACGGCAAAGCAUUGCCAUCAGCGGGUCUCAUGCCAUUUUUCCAGUCAUUGAUGUGCUAUGGUGGUAAUGAGUGUCAUCGUAAUCCAGUUACAAGUGAAACAUCAGGAGUUGUGGAUUCAUUCAAUACGUCUACCUUGUCUGGGUUAUAUGGAAUGCUACAAAACAUUGCAUCUAACCAAACAUUGAUGAUGGAAUUGAUAUCAAUCUGGAAUAUGACACAACCACUGCCUGAUGGUUUCCCACUUGGUGAUAUUUUAUCAAAUCCUGACACACUUAAUCAGAUACAGUUAUCACCAGAUGCAGUUGAUGCAAUCAACAAUGCUGACUUGACACCAGAACAGUUUCAAGAUGCACUCAAUGGUCAGGACUGGAGAAGCGCCCUCUGUGGUGACACUGCUCUAUUAGGAGACCUGUUGUCCAUGGAUAAUGAUGUAUUAUUACAAGAAAUACAAUCUGAGAUUUGCAAUUUAAACUCAUUGGAUUUACUGUUAGCGGCAAUGAGAUUACAAGGACUAAAUAAUCAAGAAGCAUAUCAACAGAUUUUGUCUGCUAUUACAGGGGGUAGUGACAUGGGUGACACACUGGGUGACAUCACAGAGGGAUUGCCAUUGGCUGAUUUACUAUUAGAUAGUGGUGCUGUCCGUACUUUUCUGGAACAGAAUGUCAGUCUUUCUGAGAAUGCAACAGAUAUCUUACUGAACUCUCCACUAACACCAAACCAGUUGUCAUCGCUGUUAGCUCAAGACAAUAUGCGUGAUAUUGUAUGUAAUACAACAUCACUUGAACAAUACCUAGAUGUAUCGGACCCUGUGACCUUACGUGAACUUAGCGAUCAACUAUGUCAGUUGUCAGACCAGCAGCUAAAUGAUUUGGUCGAUGAACUCUCAGAUCAAUUCAGAAUUAAUGAGAAUGGUACAGCGUUCUUUCGUGAAUUACAGAAGAGAUUGGAACUGUUAAAUGACGAG
This is a messenger RNA of Saccoglossus kowalevskii, 1281 nucleotides long. Its product is annotated as phospholipid-transporting ATPase ABCA1-like. NCBI's taxonomy places the organism in Eukaryota, Metazoa, Hemichordata, Enteropneusta, Harrimaniidae. Gene Ontology annotation, biological process: lipid transport; transmembrane transport. Gene Ontology annotation, cellular component: membrane; intracellular membrane-bounded organelle. Gene Ontology annotation, molecular function: ATP hydrolysis activity; lipid carrier activity; ATP binding. The record is from RefSeq and is a predicted model, not a curated record.